Papilio machaon (common yellow swallowtail) is the source of this 2270-nucleotide messenger RNA. RefSeq lists its product as uncharacterized. NCBI's taxonomy places the organism in Eukaryota, Metazoa, Arthropoda, Insecta, Lepidoptera, Papilionidae. The transcript has 11 exons. The record is from RefSeq and is a predicted model, not a curated record. Bases 438 to 2180 code for a protein of 580 amino acids.
UAAAUUAUAAGUUACGAUAUUAAAAUCAAAAAUUUUUAAAGAUGUUUAUUAUACAAGAAGUAAUGAAUACGCGAUGAACAACACUACGGUACAAUUAUGGAGAAUGCAGUUUCUACCGGCAAACAAUAAGAAAGACAAUUGCGAGUAUAAACGACGUAAAUGCAAGAAAGUGAAGAGUGAAAAAUUUUCUAGUGUUUGUAAAGCCGCGCCAAAUCAUCUGUCAGAAUUUGCAUGCGCGUUAAUGGACUAUUUCUGUGAAGUUGCUAAAUUAAUUUCUUGCGAACCUGAUACACAAGUGUGUAAUACUUUAGUGGAAUUGAUGCGUAUUGUUACAAUACUAGGCCAUGACAUUUUUAUCGUUUUAAAAUGUUUUUGUCGCUGCUGUCGACGGCUGAUGAACAAACGAAAGGUUAUGGAAGUCAAUUGAGUGACACAAAAUGGCAGCUUCCAGUCGAGUAUCGAUACAAGAUGGCGGACAAGGGAAUGUCAAACUGCAUCCGUAUUUCGCGGCGUUGAUACGUUGGUGUAUUUCAUCAAUAUGGACGACGGCAACUCUACUCCUGCACAGAUUGAUGACAGCUCCAGUGCAACCGAUUACAGGACCGAAGCUCCCGAAGCCACGUCCUGCUAGUUCAGAGCAUCUGCAUCCGGAGCCUCUGGUAGAGUGUGUUGUGCUGCACCAGCCGCCGACACACACACUAGACGUCAUCUUCGUUCACGGACUUUAUGGUUCAUUAGGUAAUACAUGGCGUCAAGGUGAAUGGAGAAUUAAUUAUAAAACUGAUCCAAUAAAAGUACCUCUACGUCGACCUCAUUCAAUACCGACUGCAUGCGCUUGUAAGUGGGACAGAGAUGAAAAAACUACAAAUAAAUGUCAGUGCGAUUUCUUAAACGAUUCAAAAGUAACAAAUAAAAUCGAUUAUAACGAUAAAGGGAUUGAAGAUGAUGAAAUUUAUGAGAAGUAUCGUAAAGUGUUGCCAGAUGAUGAUUUGUUCAUAACAGAGAAGUUUUAUAACAACACUUUACUAGAUCAAGUUGAGAUUGUUGGUAAUUUUGAAACGCAAGCGAAUUUCGUUCGAGAUCUAUUCGAGAAGAAUUGCGAAGACGAUGUAACAAAAGUGAACUGUCAAUGUCAAAGUGACAGAUGUCUUGGUUGUGGUUGUACAUGUGAUGAUUGUUAUUCUCCUUGUUGGCCGAGAGAUUGGAUUAAAAUUGAUUUUCCAGGAGCUAGAGUUUUAUCUGUUAAUUAUACUAGUGAUCCAUAUUUAUGGCGACCAUUGUGGAAAAAAGAAAGCAAGCGGCAAAGGUUACAUGAACGUGCAGAUCAAAUGAUGGAACAACUAUUAUCUCUAGGCGUUGGAGACAAACCUAUCGUAUGGGUGGGACAUUCAAAAGGAGGGUUGUUUAUUAAACAGAUUUAUUGUGAAGCGUAUGAAGCUUAUUUAAAAAUAAAUAAUACUAAAGCAAAUAACGAGGAAAAUAAACAUUCAACUGAAAAUAACAUAGAGGAUGUUCUAAAUGGGAAUAUUGAUAAAGUAAUAGAAAAUAAUAAUAUUAUAAAAGAAAAUAUCGCGAACGAAGCUAAAUUGAGCAAUUUAAUCAAUUAUGUAUUUAGAUUUCAAAAUAAUAAAGACUUAGAUAAUAAACUACAAGAUAUAAGAAUUGAAGAACAAUUGGAAAAUAAUAGAACUAAUUUAGACGAAAAUGUUGAAAGUAACAAUGCCAAAGAUAAAGUUAUGUUUUCUGAUGAUAAAGAAGAUUCUCUAGAAGUAUUAAAGAGAGCCAACCUGUGGCGUAACAGUGUGGGGUUUAUGUUCUAUUCUGUACCACAUCGUGGCUCUCCAUUAGCUGAUAUAAAGACGCCGAUUACUGCUAGAAGUAUAGAAUUACUGGAAAUAUGUAAAGAUUGUUCUUUAUUAAUGGAUCUGCAAUCUCGAUGGUUACAAGCAACAGAACAAUCUCAGCCUGCCGUCAACAGUCUAGUGGAGACUUGCAAGACUCUUAUGUCUUUACUCUGGCUUAGGAUCGUCAGUGUUGAUUCUGCUGACCCAGGCAUCGGCGCUCUAUCCGGUGUCUCAGUGGACCACAGAGAGAUCUGCAAACCUUCCAGUAGGAAGUGUCUUUUGUAUCGUGAAUUAAAGAUUCUCAUACAAAACGCUCUUAACAAACAACAACGUUAGUGACAAGAUCUGUCAAGCGAAAAAAAAGACCUAAACUUGUUUGCUCGUUUUUUUUGAGUCUGUAUGCGUUCGUAAAAAUUAAAUUUUACA